Messenger RNA from Octopus sinensis (East Asian common octopus), 2942 nucleotides. Its product is annotated as NADH-ubiquinone oxidoreductase 75 kDa subunit, mitochondrial. Gene Ontology annotation, molecular function: iron-sulfur cluster binding; NADH dehydrogenase (ubiquinone) activity. Lineage: Eukaryota; Metazoa; Mollusca; Cephalopoda; Octopoda; Octopodidae. Gene Ontology annotation, biological process: ATP synthesis coupled electron transport. Gene Ontology annotation, cellular component: membrane. The record is from RefSeq and is a predicted model, not a curated record. The transcript is spliced from 19 exons. The coding region runs from base 125 to 2245 and encodes 706 amino acids.
AAGUGAAAGCCAUGAAUAAUAUUUUUGCCAAAUGAAAAAUAUAUAAAUAAUAAUAAUAAUUCUUCGAAACUAACGAUUUACCUUCAUUGCUAUCGAGUCUAAGGACGAAGUGAUCGCCAUCAAGAUGUUACGUCUAGCGUCUCUGAAGCUUCUUCAGAGACCAACUAGCAUAGCUUGUGCUCGUCUUACCUCAGGGUCUGCAGCCCCAGAAAAGGUGGAGUUGUUUGUUGAUGACAAACCAGUUUAUGUUGAACCUGGAACCACUGUGUUACAAGCUUGUGCUGCGGCUGGAGUUGAAAUUCCAAGAUUUUGUUACCAUGAUCGUUUAUCGGUGGCAGGAAACUGUCGGAUGUGUUUAGUUGAAGUGGAGCGAGCAGCAAAGCCUGUUGCAUCAUGUGCCAUGCCCGUUAUGAAAGGAAUGAAGGUGAAAACAAACUCUCCCAUUGCCAAAAAGGCUCGGGAAGGUGUGAUGGAAUUCCUUCUGGUCAAUCAUCCAUUGGACUGUCCAAUUUGUGACCAAGGUGGAGAAUGUGAUUUGCAGGAUCAGUCUAUGGUGUUUGGGAGUGAUCGCAGUAGAUUUACAGACAUUAACUUUACAGGCAAAAGGGCUGUUGAAGACAAGAAUGUUGGUCCCCUUAUAAAAACCAUUAUGACACGUUGCAUUCACUGCACUAGAUGCAUACGAUUUGCCAGUGAAGUUGCUGGAGUGGAUGAUCUGGGAACAACUGGGCGUGGUAGCAACAUGGAGGUCGGCACAUAUGUUGAAAAAAUGUUUCGGUCGGAACUCUCUGGUAAUGUCAUUGAUUUGUGUCCAGUUGGCGCUUUGACAUCCAAACCUUACGCCUUCACCGCUCGUCCUUGGGAGACUAGGAAAACUGAAAGUAUUGAUGUUAUGGACGCAAUUGGUUCCAAUAUUGUUGUGAGCACAAGGUCCAAUGAAGUGAUGCGGAUUCUGCCACGGAUGAAUGAGGAAAUAAACGAGGAAUGGAUUUCUGACAAGACUCGGUUUGCCUAUGAUGGUCUGAAAAGGCAGCGUCUGACUGUCCCUUACAUUAAGAACAGCAAUGGUGUGUUAGUCCAGACUGAUUGGGAGGACGCUUUGCAUACUGCAGCUGAGAAGGUAAAUCUUUCAUAUUUACACGCUUGCACAAAGAUACACACACGCUCACACAAAGACACACACUGUUUUUUUUCUUUUUUGUUCUCACCAUCUAGCACUGAUAUUAGGUCAAACUAUCUACUCAACACAACCAUUGCUGGGAUUGAGGAGGCAGAUCUUGUUCUUUUGAUUGGUACCAACCCUCGAUAUGAAGCAUCACUCUUUAAUGCUAGACUCAGAAAAUGCUGGAUACACAAUGAGCUUGAAGUUGCCAUGGUGGGAACUUCAGUUGACCUAACCUUUGACUACCAGCAUCUUGGUGAUUCAACAGAUGUUUUAAAACAACUUGCUAACGGCAGCCAUCCCUUCUGUAAGACAUUGAACUCUGCGAAAAAACCAGUCAUUGUUGUUGGAAGUGCAUUGUUACAAAGGUCUGACAGUGCAGCCAUCCAUGCUUUGGUGACUACCAUUGCCCAGAAUGCUAGGGUCCAGUGUGGCAGUGGAGAUGACUGGAGAGUGCUUAAUAUCUUACAUCGGGUUGCCAGCCAGGUAGCUGCAUUGGACAUAGGCUACAAAGCCGGAGUGUCAUACAUUCGAGAAAAGAAACCCAAGGUUUUGUUUAUGCUUGGAGCUGAUGAGGGAAGCAUCACAAGGGCAGACCUCCCCAGUGAUUGUGUUGUGAUUUACCAAGGUCAUCAUGGAGAUGCUGGGGCUCAAAUGGCUGAUAUAAUUUUACCUGGUACUGCUUACACCGAAAAGGAAGCCACUUAUGUAAACACAGAAGGAAGAGCACAACAUACAAGACUCGCUGUUACUCCUCCAGGAAUGGCCAGGACUGACUGGAAAAUUAUCAGAGCCCUCGCACAGAUUUGUGGAGUUGGCCUGCCUUACGACGAACUGAAUGAUGUUCGAAAACGCCUUUAUGAAGUGAGUCCCAGUCUUGUACAAUAUGGCGAGACUGAGGAGGCCAAUUUCUUCAAACAGGCUCAACAAUUAGCUUCUUUAACCCAGUCUGAAUUAUUGCCUGAUCCUCUGAAACCUCAACUUACAAAGCUGAGUGAGUUCUACAUGACAGAUACCAUCAGUCGAGCAUCUCAAACUAUGUCUAAAUGUGUAAAAGCUGCCUCUACCCCAAGCCGUUAUUGAUGAAGACUUUCACAUUAGUUUCUUCCACAUUCUCUAUUUAGUUUACUUUAUUCAAAAGGACUUUUUUUUUUGUAAAACAAGCCCCUCUGUUGUUUAAAUGACUUCUGACCAGUUAAGACCUAAAAACCAUAUUUGUAAAAUAUUCUCAGUCAAGAUUAAACUCAAGGCCUAACAGUAUUGACAAAGUCUGCCAGUUGGGGGCCCUCUACCAGCAAGCCAUUAUAAAUAACUGCUCUUACUCUUGGUAUACCAUGGCUCUCAGCUGCAGUUCCUCCUGUGUCACUUAGAAUUACCACAGCUUUGUUGAUGUUUUUGUCAGCCUUUGUUUAGAAAGCAGGAGCUGUCUGGUUGAUAACCUGUCAACUUAGACUCAAUACUGUUAUGCUGUUUCAGUUAGCACAUAUUAGAUAGAAAGCUUUAUACCAUAUGUCAUUUCUAUGAACCCCUGGAUAUGAAUGUAUGUAUAUAUGUGUGUGUGUAUAUGCAUAUAUAUAUUAUUGGAUAUACUUACCACAAAAAAUAUAUAAGUAUUUCCUAUAUAUAUAUAUAUAUAUUUAUAUAUAUAUAUAUAUAUAUACAUGCACGCAGACACACAAGUGGUCAGAAAGAAAACUAGUUCUUUUUACUCAGUAAAUACUAAAAUGUAUUUUCUUUAUUUAAUAAAAAUAUUGUUCUAUAAUGUUAAUAAUAAUAAAAA